GAUAUGUACAUUCUUCUUCCCAAGAUUCUCUUCUUUUCACGAAGCCCUUCACUUUUAAAUUAUAAAUUAUUCGCAUGUCUCAGACCCUUUAACCCUCUCUCUCUCUCUCUCUGCUUUUUAAGAGUUCCUAUCUGUUUCUGAGUUCUCUUCCUUUGAAGCUCAAAUGGAAACAAAAGCGGAACAACCCAAAGAAGCCGAGGAACACGCACAAGUACAUGUGUUGAGAGUCUCCAUCCACUGCCAAGGUUGCCUAAGGAAAGUCAAGAAAAUUCUACAAGCCCUAGACGGGGUUCACGACGUGGACAUUGAUUUGAGGCAACAAAAAGUAGUAGUGACGGGAAACGUUAACAGCGAGACGUUGAUUAAGAAACUGACCAAGGCGGGGAAGCAUGCAGAGUUAUGGCCCCAAAAACCAGAUUCCAAAAAGAAAAAACAAGACAAACAAAGCGACCAUGAAAGCAGCGAAGGAAUUAACCAAGACGAUACAGAGCCUGUUCAAGUUGAAGCCCCUGCCACUGAUGAUAACAACGUUAAAAACAGCGAGGGACGCGCUGGGGCUAACGUUAACAAAGCCAACGAAUUACCAUGCGCCACCGGUAAAACCGCUGUUCAGUUUCAGGAACCCACAAAGCACGAGGUGAGGCACACCGUCAUAGUACCACCGCCGGAACCGGUAACCAAGAAAAACGUCAGCAUCGCAGUUCAAGUUCCUAACGACAAUGAAGCAACCGCGAAUGAUAAUGAUAAUAAAACCGGUGUUGCCGGUGGCGGUACUGCAGGGAAAAAGAAGAAAAAGAAGGUGACCGGGAAAGCGGGUAAUAUUAAUAUUAAUAAUAACAACGAGGGUGCUAGUGCUAGUGCUAGUUUUACGGUUGAACAACAUAGUGAUGCCCCUGCAAACGGUGAUUCCGGUAACCAGUCACACGUUCAUGGGCGAGGAGUUCAAGUUCCAUUUUCGAGGCCAGCCAAUGAGAGUCCUCCACGUCAUCAGAUUUACCGUGAGUACGCACCCCCACCGCAUUACUAUGCUCCUCCUCCACUUGUUCAUACGGUGAGCUAUCAUACGGCGCAUCCAAGUAGCAGCUACGGUGCAGCGUAUUACGCCUCUCCACAACCGUAUUCGUACGCCCACGUGGUGCGCCCAGGGAACGAAAUGGAACCUCCACCACCGUAUAUGUACGAACCGGAAUCGUAUACUUAUACUUCAUCGCAGCGGUCUAAUUCGUUCGAGCUAUUUAGCGAUGAGAAUCCUAAUGCGUGCUCACUCAUGUGAGUCUGAGACCUAUUGCGCUCAAUCAUUGCUUUACGCAUACAACUUGUAUCACCAUCGACUCAUUUUUUAAAUAUACAAGAAUAUAUCAACUUGGAGGGCCCUAGAAGCCAAUCUCCAGAAGAAGCUGAGUGUAUUGUGAGGUGGAAUUGACAUUUUUCAGAGGAGAAUGAAAACGCUUUAAAUUUUUGUUAAACAUAUAUAAACAUGAGCUUCGUUGGGCAGGUUUCCUUUUGAAUACAAUUGGUACUUUAGUAGUUGCUUUGCAAUAUACAUUUUGCCUUUCUUAGCUAAUUAUGCUGUUAAGGAAUUUUCAGCUGUCCCUCGAGAGUAAGGCUUGUGUAAACUUCCUUUGAAAGCAAAAGUCUUCUAGUGUGAAAAGACUUAUCAACAUCUUUAGGAGGGAAAAAAAAAGUUUAAUUAUUUCUUUGGGUAAUUACUUU
Molecule: messenger RNA, 1713 nt
Organism: Cajanus cajan (pigeon pea)
Lineage: Eukaryota; Viridiplantae; Streptophyta; Magnoliopsida; Fabales; Fabaceae
Product: heavy metal-associated isoprenylated plant protein 35
Molecular function (GO): metal ion binding
Source: RefSeq, a predicted model, not a curated record